Messenger RNA from Suillus paluster, 753 nucleotides. RefSeq lists its product as uncharacterized. The transcript is spliced from 4 exons. Lineage: Eukaryota; Fungi; Basidiomycota; Agaricomycetes; Boletales; Suillaceae. Bases 1 to 753 code for a protein of 250 amino acids. The record is from RefSeq and is a predicted model, not a curated record.
AUGACUACUGAUCCCUUCGGUACGAAUGAACACCCAGAGGUCUCUGGCAAGCUGCAGGAACUGUGGGAUGUUCUCUUCAUGCACAACAAGGUCAAUGUUGCAAAGUGUCCUGCUAUCAAAAAAGUGGCAACGGACCGGCUGAAUGAGUGGCGGAGUAUGCUUGGGAAAAAUGCCAUCAAGAUUCUCGAACGUGAACUCAAAAAAGCAGAAUAUCGACUCGACACCAACGCUUGUAUCAAAUUCGUCCAAGAUCGCCUGCCUCAAAAAAUAGAUGGUCAAAAACGCGUGCCAUUCAUUUACACUGAUCAUGAGGGUCUGAAAGGAUUGUGGUUGGCUCCCAUGCUCCUGGAGUUACUUGCGGCACAUGCGAGGCAUUGUGGAACAUCAUUUCAAGCAUUUGGGAAACCUGCAGGUGCAUUAGGGGUUUGUGCAGCUGCGGCGCACCGCGCACUAUUUUUGUACAAAGAUGGGGAUUCUGCGAAAGAAGCUGCCAAGGACGCGAAGUGUGCCGGUCUCCCUUCCCAGCCCACGAAAAACCUCUCCUUCAAUGCAGCAUGGGGCAGUGUCGCUAUGCAGUACUCCCUGCAGAUGGCUCAACUCCCAGAUAAAAAGUGGGAUCAGAUUGUGGAUGGGAUGUGGGAGCUCGUAGGUGAAGACUCUCUUGUCCGUCAUGUCCAUGUUGCCUUGGAUGACGAUUCCAUGGAUGUUCGUAAUGCCAUUCCCCUCUUGGACAACGAUGAAGAGAAUUCUUAG